Messenger RNA from Danaus chrysippus (African queen), 2499 nucleotides. The record is from the annotation of a GenBank genome assembly. Lineage: Eukaryota; Metazoa; Arthropoda; Insecta; Lepidoptera; Nymphalidae.
AUGCCGAAGAUAUUCCUCAUCAAGAAACGGCUGCACGAACAGCAGCUAGGCCUUCAAGAAGGGCAGGAGUUGUUGGGUAAAGGUGACCCGCUAUGCCCCGGUUCUCCACUGGACGACGGUCCGAUACCUCUGCUGUCCAAAAAGGAUAAGGAAUGCGUCGAUCGCGAUGUCUUUGGAGAAAGCAAUGGAGCUAAUAGUGGGCAAGAUCGUCGCAUUAAAGAACCGAGAAGAUUUAUAUCAUCAAUAUUAGGUGGCGAAAUUCCUUAUGGUAGCCAUAGGGGACACGUUCUUACACAAGCAGAGAGAAAAUUGUAUUUGCCAGUCGCUCCCGAAGAAAAAAAAUCUGAAGAAAGACCUCUAAUUAAGGAAGAGAAAGAUGUAUUAGAAAGUGAACCAGUCGUCCUUCCAUCAAGAAAAUCACCUUCACCUGAAUCCAUACCUUCCCCUGGAAUAGAUAACAGUAUCACAUGUCAGAAAGUAUCAGUGAUACAAAGAACCCCAUCACAAUCACAAUUCCAAAAGAAUAAGAAGGAAUUGUCUGAUGUAACAAUUCCAAAUACUUUGCCUACCUCCGAACCGGAGCAAGACCAGCCUAUUGAUUAUGCCAUUGCAAAAAAACGAGGUGAAACGGAAGAUGAAGAGACAGAAAAGAAAAUAAGAGAACAAAGAAGAACAAGCAGCUCGAAAAUCGCAAAUGGAAUUCUGGCUCGACCUGUGUUAGUAUUGCGAAAUCGGCCAGGAAGCAAUAAGAUUCCAGGAAUUAUUAAUGCCGCAGCUGGCCAUGGCCGGUCAACUGGCAGCAGUGGUUCAGGCGGUAAUGCCCAAAGCAGUGGUGGCUCAGGAAAUUUCAGCUCCGGUACUGGAAGUGCUGCCCCUUCAUCUGGUGGAGGUGGGGCUCUUGGCGGUGGCUCAGGCAGUGGUGGUAACGGUCGAGAUGGUAGAUCUAAUUACGGCCCUAACAGUCCACCAACUGGUAGUCUACCACCGUUUUAUGAAACCUUGGGACCCUCAACUAAAAAUGGACAAAAUACAUACAAUGCAAAUGGUAACUUCUCAAAUGAGUUUAACAUGAUUAAUGGCUUUAACAUGGAUUGUGAGAAUACCGAAAACGCAAAUACAAAUUUCUCAGAACAGAGCAAACAAUAUUCUCUUAUGCAAAAUGCCCACUACGGCUUAGCUCUUAAAGAUGAAGAAAUUGAUUAUGAGAACAAAUUAGAGAACUUAGGAACCAUUGGUAGUUACGGAAGUAACUUUGAUGAAUCAAUGGUUGUUGAUAUGGGUGAAGAUGUUAUAGAUAAUAACCAAUUUUACACAACUUUAACUUUUGCACCGAAUGAAGGUAUUCUAGGGAACCUAUCAGAUUCAACGGAAGAUUUUGCAAGUUUGCUGAAUAAUCAUGUUGAGUCAAUAACUGACUCUGAAUUACGUGAAUCCUCAUCAAUUACUCCUGACUCAGUGCACAAUCCAGUAGACAUUGAAUCAUUGGCAGAACAAGUUAGUUUAAGUCGACAGUAUUACGAAAAAGCCAAUUACUUAGCAUUUGCAAGCCAAGAACAAAGUUCAACGUACAAUUUUGCCAAGGAGAGGCCAGAUUUACUAAUGCAGUUAAACCCAGCAUUACUCCAACACAAUGAGGGUCAAAUGCAACAAUUACAGAUUCACGUUCAACUCCAACAAAGACAACAAAUAUUGUCGCCUGUAUUCCCAUUCACUAGUCACUCUUUAGACCUGGAUUCACCAACUGGGGUUUCACUGCCAUCGCCCGGUGGCAACAACUCUUUGGACAGCAACAACCACAUCGAAAACUCUGCUCUCAGCCCUGCUGCUGCUGUAAGUUUGAAGAAAGGCUCUAUCAACGAUAGCAAAAUUCAAAUUUUGCAACAAAGGUUGGGCUUACCAGCGGAGCUGCCAUUAGAAUUUAUCAACGGUGGUCAUGGUGUAAAGAAUCCGUUAGCUACUGAAGCAAACGCUAGACAGAGGGAAGAAGAAAAAAAUAAACAAGUGCUUGUAAGCGAAGAUGAUCCCACAAAAUUUGUUUGUAGAGUGUGCUCGAAGAACUUCAGUUUACAGAGGCUUCUGAAUAGACACAUGAAAUGCCACUCUGAUGUGAAACGAUACCUUUGCACUUUCUGUGGUAAAGGCUUCAAUGAUACAUUUGACCUUAAGAGGCACACAAGAACACACACCGGGGUCCGGCCUUACAAGUGCAAUUUAUGUGAAAAAUCCUUUACCCAAAGAUGUUCAUUAGAAUCUCACUGUCUAAAAGUACACGGAGUUCAACACACUUAUGCUUAUAAGGAAAGAAGGACUAAGAUGUACGUGUGCGAAGAGUGUGGUCAUACAACAUCAGAACCAGAAGAACACUACAUGCAUCUCAAGAAACAGCAUCCCUAUUCUCCAGCUCUUCUGAAGUUCUACGACAAGAGACAUUUUAAAUUCACGAACGCAACUUUUGCCAACCAACUGCUGGGACAACUGCCCAUGCCAGUACACAACUAA